CUCGUUCCCGCCGGGGUCGGGGCGGGCCGUCGAACUGUUGGAAGAGCUGGAUGUUCCUCCGCCCGGGUGUAUUUAUUAAAACAAUACAGUAUUGGAGAACUGUAAUGCAAAUUUGCUAACUAGAAUAACCACAAGAAAAGUCGCCACAACAAUAUUUCCAUCAAUAACAUAACCUUUGUAUGAUUUUAGCCUUCAACGCAGAAGUUCGGUAUGAGUCAGUGGGAGAAGCUAAAACAACUGGAUACAAAGUCCUUGGAGCAGUUGCAUAAUCUGUAUCAGGAUGAAAACUUUCCCAUGGAUGUACGAGAAUAUCUUGCUCAUUGGAUUGAAACUCAGGAUUGGGAAAAGGCAAUAACAAAUUACUCAUUGGCCACCAUCCACUACCAAAAUCUGUUGGAUCUAAUCAACAAUCAAUACAGCCGCUUUAUGCAGGAGAAGUUGUUUAUAUGCCAGCACAAAUUCAAGAGAUACAGGCAAAAUAUGCAGGCUACUUAUGGAGACGACCCUGUGCUCUUGGCAACGAAUGUCGCUUCUUACCUGAAGCAGGAGAAGAUGAUCCUAAGCAAUGUUGUAGAGGAUCACCAGGCUGUCAUGGGCCAACCUCAACCUGUGGACUUUGAAAGGCACCAGAACGUUGUACAGAAACUUAAUGCACUGAAAAAUGGCGUACAGGCUGGUGAACAGGAGUUGAAGUUCCUCGAAGAACAGCAAGAUGAAUUUGAUUUCAAAUUCAAGACUUACAAGUUUCAAGAAUCAAACAAUUCCGAGAAGCAGAAGGAAGAAGAAUUGCAGGUGCUACAGAAGAUGCUAAAUAUUCUGGACUGCAAUAGAAAAAAAGUCCUUCAGAAGUUUGAAGAAUUCAUAAACGAAGCUGAGGUGCUCCUGAACACGCUGGUGAAAGAGGAGCUGGCAGACUGGAAGAGGCGGCAACAGAGUGCCUGUAUCGGUGCCCCUGUGAAAGUUUGCUUGGACCAGCUGGAGAACUGGUUUACUGCAUGUGCAGUGUGUUUGUUUCAAGUGAAAAGGCUGCUGAAAAAGCUGGAGGAACUGGGAGAUAAAGUGACUUACGAUAAGGACCCUUUUAAAAUACAAAGACCUACUUUGGAGAAGCUUGUUAAAACUCUGCUGACCAACCUCAUUAAAAGUGCAUUUGUUGUGGAGAAUCAGCCUUGUAUGGCUCCUCAGAGUAAGAUGCCCUUGGUUUUGAAAACAAGCUCGCAGUUCUCCGUGAAGCCCCGUCUGUUGGUGAAACUGCCGGAGGUGGCAAAUCAUUUAAUGAAAGUGAAAGCUUGCAUCGAUAAGAGUUCACCAAACGGAAAAGGGUAUCGCAAAUUCAAUAUUCUCGGCACAAACGAGAAGGCAAUGAACAUGACAGAAUCCAAGUUUGGGGGCUUGUGCGUUGAUUUCCGACAUUUGCAACUUAAGGAGCAGAAGUCUCUUAUUGGAGGCAAAGGAAGCAAUGAGACGUCCCUUGUUGUAACAGAAGAGCUCCAUCUAAUUAGCUUUGAGACGGAGCUGGUUUACCAAGAUCUCAUCCUCAAACUUGAGACAAGUACUUUACCUGUUGUUGUCAUCUCAAAUGCCAGCCAGCUCCUCAGCGGCUGGGCUUCAGUGGUUUGGUACAACAUGCUCUGCAGUGAUCUUCAGAAUAUGACAUUCUUUUCUAACCCUCCCACGGCACUAUGGAGUCAGCUCUCGGAGACACUGAGCUGGCAGUUUUCUUCAAACACCAAGAGACAUUUGGACACUGAGCAGCUUGACAUGUUGGCAGAAAAAUUAUUUGGGCUUCAAGAAAACUAUGCAGACUGUUACAUUACUUGGGCAAAGUUUUCAAAGGAGAAUUUACCAAGACAGAACUUCUCCUUCUGGCUCUGGUUGCAAGGGAUCCUGGACCUUAUUAAGAAAUACUUUGAGAAUAUCUGGAAUGACGGGCACAUCAUUGGGUUUGUGAGCAAGAAGAGAGAACGCAAAUUGUUAAAAGACAAGCAGUCUGGCACGUUCCUGCUUCGCUUCAGUGAGAGCAGUAAAGAUGGUGGUAUUACAUUCACAUGGGUAGAGCACUUACCCAACGGGGAUUGCAAAAUUCGAUCUGUGGAACCGUACACCAAGGGUCACCUGACCAACAUCCCUCUCUCAGAGAUUGUUCGAUUCUACAAAGUAAUGGCAGAGGAGAAUGUCCCUGAACACCCCCUGCUUUAUCUGUACCCAAACAUUCCCAAGGAUGAGGCAUUUGGGAAAUAUUACUUGGAUUCAGAUGCAGACGUGCAGUUGAAGCACAAUAAAUACUUGAGAACCCGAUUAAUUGUGGUAUCGGAAAGGCCACCUACGGAAAUCCCCCCUGCAAUGAUAGAUGAAGGCCUCGUGGAGGAUCUGCCAUUGCUAAGUGCUACUUGCUUUGAUUUCCUGGGUUUCUCUCAACUCUCUACUACAUGAUUGUGAAACUCAACUGGAGUGCUGAUGUCUUUUUAGCAAGCAUGAACCUUCAGCCACUUACUCAUUUUGUUUUCUUCCCUCCGUCCCGCAGGCGAUUUGAUGGAAUGGUUAUGAGAGAAACGUCUUACAGAAUGAGUGAUGACUUUGUGUAUUCAAGAGAGCUCUUUCUGAUGCAGAAUAAGUCUUCAAUGUUAUGGUUUCUGGUGUUAGGACAUGGAACCUCCUCCAAUUUCAAUACUCUGUAUGCUGUACAGAAUUUGUUUCCAAAAUGUGCUUAAUUCUUAGAAUGAUGCGCACUUACUGAAAACAGACCUUUUAAAGUUCUUAACGUAUUUUGUAUGUGAGUAAAGCAAACCAAGACUGAUGAUGCACUUAGGGAGGGUUUGGGUUUCCAGCAGAGAACUAUCUAAUUCUCGUGAUUAAGACGUUGGAAUCACGUUGGAAGAAGAUUUUAUCUGGACUAGUAUAACAUUGAAGAAACUUUGGCAGUAAAGGAAGAAUGUGGCUGUUCCUCUUAGCCCUUAUCCUCAAUCUAAAUCAACACUAAAUUGAUGUCUUUCCCUGCCUGGAUGCCAUUGCCCUGCUGCACUAAAUCACUUGCACACGCAAGAAUUUUACUGUUAGGGCAUAAUUCUGAAUUUUAAACAAUGUUGUCAUUGUACAGAUUAAGUGUGCCAUUCCCAUAUUUUCUCAUUUUUGCACUGCACUUUAGAACUGUGGUGGGGGGGGGG
Molecule: messenger RNA, 3164 nt
Organism: Leucoraja erinaceus (little skate)
Lineage: Eukaryota; Metazoa; Chordata; Chondrichthyes; Rajiformes; Rajidae
Product: signal transducer and activator of transcription 1-like
Exons: 24
Coding region: 211-2433 (740 amino acids)
Biological process (GO): type I interferon-mediated signaling pathway; defense response; regulation of transcription by RNA polymerase II
Molecular function (GO): DNA-binding transcription factor activity, RNA polymerase II-specific; RNA polymerase II cis-regulatory region sequence-specific DNA binding
Source: RefSeq, a predicted model, not a curated record